AAAAGAUGUUUUCCUGUGAUAUUCCAUUUUCUCAAAUCCAAAUCCUAUCGACGAUUUCGUUCUUUCUUCCUUUGAUUUCGCAAAUAAUUACGUUUUUAAAUCCUAUAUCCAAAUCAAAAGUUGUGUUUUGUUCUCUCUUGUUUGAUUUCAAUUUUGAACCCUAAAGUUCAGCCGUUUGAUUUUGUUUUGAAGAUGAAGACUGUAAUUGGUGCAACACUUGAAGGUUCAAGUAACAUGAAGAAGAUUCCUGACAAAUAUGUCUUAAAGGAAACUAAGGCUCACAUGCUAAAGAUAAAAUUUCACUACAACGGUUACUUUGUUUCUGACCCUGAAACAACAUAUAAAAAAGGGAAAUCUUAUGAGUUAAAAAAGGGUUUGGACAUAGACCAGAUUAACAUAAUUGAUUUGGGGAAACAAGUAAAAGAACUAUUAGGUGUGACAGGGGAAUUUAAGCUAUGGUAUGGGAAACCAGAGAAUGAUUUGAGUGAUGGUCUUAGGUUGCUGGGAACUGAUAGAGAUGUCAUUAGGUUCAUAAAUGAGUUUAAGGGACAUCCAAUUGCUGAUUUAUAUGUAGAAACCACAAGUGCAAAUUUUGUUGACCAUAGGUAUGACACUGGUGUUGAUGAAGAAGAGAUAGAAAUAGGUUAUAAUGAAGACAACAGUGAUCCUGAGUAUGUAGAUGAAGAAGGUAUUGAAGGAGAUGGUGAUGGUUCUGACUCUGUGUCACUAGAUGAUAGUGACUAUGAUGAGAAUUGGGAAUGGACUUCUGUUCUGCCUUAUGAAACUUUGAAUCCCACUGAUGCAAGGAACCAUGGUGAGAAUGUUAAUCUGAGUCUUACAGUUGCAGCUGAAUCAUCAAGGAACCCUAAAGCAACAACAUGGUCUGAUUUUGAAGAUGAAGAUGGUGACUCUUCGGAUCUAUAGAGCCCAAUAUCAAGUGAAGAUGAAAGUGGUGAGAAACAUUAUCCUAAGUUUAAAUUGAAUGAUAAUGAUGAGCAAGUUAAAUUUGAGGAAGGGCAAAUAUUUGCAUCUGCUCAGUUGUUGUGAAAGAAUAUGGUAUGCAAAGUAGGAAAAAUGUAUGGCUUAAGAAGAAUGAGAGCACAAGACUUGUGGUUAAGUGUAUGUCAGGUUGCUCAUUCCAUAUGAGGUUUAGUAAGGCUGCAUCAAAGAACUACUUUAAACUUGUUGUACAUAAGGCUGUUCAUACUUGUCAUAGGAUUAAUAAAAAUAGACAGUGUAAAACAAAAUGGUUGGCCAAGAAGUUGAUCCAUGUUUUGAAGCAUGCACCCGAUAUGAAAUUGAAGGCUUUACAAGAGGAUUGCAAAAAUAAGUGGGGUGUCAUGUUAAGCAAAUUUCAAGUUUAUAGAGCAAAGGUCAAGGCAUUAGAGAUGAUACAAGGUGCUAUUUCAGAACAAUAUAAACAUCUUAGGAAUUAUGCAGAGGAAUUAUGUACAAGUAAUCCUGGUAGUACAGUGAUAAUCAAGACUACACUUGGAGUUGAUGGACCUGUUUUUGAAAGGAUGUAUGUUUGCUUCUAUGCUUGCAAAAGAGCAUUUGUUACAAGUUGCAGACCUCUAAUAGGACUUGAUGGUUGCUUCCUUAAAGGAACAUAUGGAGGUCAAUUGUUGACAGCUGUUGGAAAAGAUGGUAAUAAUCAAAUGAUGCCAAUUGCAUUUGCUGUCGUAGAAGCUGAAACAAAAGAUUCUUGGUCUUGGUUCAUUGAACUCUUACUGGAAGAUUUAAAUUGUUUGCAAUAUAAGAAAUGGUCUUUCAUAUCUGACCAACAAAAGGGGUUGGUUCCUACUAUAGCUAGCACUUCAGAUUAUGUUGAACAUAGGCUGUGUGAAACACUUGUAUGGUAAUUGGAUGAAGAAAUAUCCAGGAGAUGAAUUGAAGGAAGCACUUUGGGCUGCAGCCAAAUCCACUACUAUGCCAGAGUUUACUAGAGCUAUGAAUAAUUUGAAAAAACUCAAUGAGGCUGCAUGGAAAGAUAUGAAUGAUUUACCACCUAGUAUGUGGACUAGGGCAGCAUUUAGUACACACACAUGUUGUGACCUGCAAGUCAACAUGUGUGAGGCUUUUAAUAGUGCAAUUUUAGAGUAUAGGGAUAAACCCAUAAUUUCAUUGGUGGAGGGUUUGAAAUUUUACAUGACUAAUAGGAUUGUGAAACUUAGGGAUUACAUGCUUAGGUAUGAGGGUGAUAUAUGUCCUAUGAUUCAGAAGAGGUUAGAGAAGUUUAAAAAAGAUGCUGAUUCUUGGUCCCCAAACUGGUGCGGAGACAGUGAAUAUUCCAUGUUUUCUGCUUCUAAUGGAACUGAUACUUAUGUAGUUAACCUUAAAGAAAGGAAUUGUUCAUGUAGAAAAUGGGACCUAUCUGGUAUACCUUGUUGUCAUGGGAUUGCAUGUAUUUGGUUUAACAAUCAAAACCCAAAUGAUUAUGUAUCUCAUUGGUACAAGAAAACAACAUUCCUUGAUACUUAUAACAAUAUCAUCCGUCCUUCUAAUGGACCUAAAGGAUGGCCAAAUGUGGAUGCUACACCAAUUUCUCCUCCAUAUGUUAGAAGAGCACCGGGAAGACCGAAAAAGCUUAGAAGGAAAGCAAAUGAUGAGCCUAGGGGUUCUAAAAAGAGGAAUCAGAACACUGUUACAUGCACCAGAUGUAAAACUUUAGGCCAUAAUAAAAGGUCUUGCAAGGGAAAGACAACUGCUGAUAGGAUGAUUCCAAAGGGUGGAAACAAGAGUAACUGUAACAUGAAUCAACCUGGACCAAGUGCAACUUGUAAAGAGUCUGCAACAACAAGUAAAGGGACUGCAACAACUGGUACUAAAGGGCCUGCAGCAACAAGAAAAAGGACUGCAACAAUUGGUACUAAAAGGAAGAAUGACAAUACAACUCCUAAUGUGAUUACACCAAGUGCAACAACUAGACCAAGUGGACCAAGAAAGAGUGCUAAGAUUGCUACUAAUGCUACUGGGACUCAACAAUCUGUCAACAAGCCUUAGAUUGAUAUUUUAGUGACAUUUUGAUAAUGGACAUGUUAUGUUAUUUUGUGUUACGCAAGUGUCUUGAACCUCCAUUUUGGAUGUAAUGAAUUGACUUGUUAUGUCAUUUUGAUUAUUCUAUAUGUAAUGACUUUACCUAUUAUGCUUAGUUUGGAUUUUAAGUCAAAUUUUAAUGACCAAAUUGUCUUGAACUCCCAAUUUGGAUUUAUAGCAUUGAUGCACUUAUUGACAGAUUGGUAUUGGAAAUGUGUGGUAUUG
Molecule: messenger RNA, 3261 nt
Organism: Trifolium pratense (red clover)
Lineage: Eukaryota; Viridiplantae; Streptophyta; Magnoliopsida; Fabales; Fabaceae
Exons: 5
Coding region: 1825-3003 (392 amino acids)
Molecular function (GO): zinc ion binding; nucleic acid binding
Source: RefSeq, a predicted model, not a curated record